Messenger RNA from Periophthalmus magnuspinnatus, 1509 nucleotides. RefSeq names its product phosphatidylinositol glycan anchor biosynthesis, class P (gene pigp). The record is from RefSeq and is a predicted model, not a curated record. Gene Ontology annotation, biological process: GPI anchor biosynthetic process. Bases 18 to 470 code for a protein of 150 amino acids. NCBI's taxonomy places the organism in Eukaryota, Metazoa, Chordata, Actinopteri, Gobiiformes, Gobiidae. Gene Ontology annotation, molecular function: phosphatidylinositol N-acetylglucosaminyltransferase activity. The transcript is spliced from 5 exons.
GGAACACUUAUUCGUAAAUGUUUCUCGUCGGACUCUGUAUUGCAACGAGCAGCGUGAGUUUGGUUAACAUGGUGGACAACUCUCCCUCUCCUGUGAAUGAAAGAGGAAUUUAUGGCUUUGUUCUUUUCCUUGGCUCAGAGUUUGCCCUCUUUCUCUAUUGUGUGUGGGCGUUUGUGCCAGAAGAGUGGCUUCAUCUUAUUGGCCUGACUUACUGGCCCCAAAAGUACUGGGUUCUAGCCGCACCCAUCUAUUUUCUUGUUGGGUUAGUCGUGUUCGUGGUUGUUCUUUUUGGAGUGAACAUGAACAAUACAGCUCCACUGGACUCGGUGGAUAACAUCACAGAUGUAUAUGCUGAAAGCCAGAAAACGGAAGCAUGUGAGAAGGGAGGAGUGCCAAGACUAAAAGAUGUUUCCAUAAGUGAUGUAAAUAAUAUGUUUUAUUUAUCUCCACCCUCAGCAAGCAGAAGGUGAUUUUGAUAUAUUUUUAUGAAUUAAUGUUCUUUCAUAUGUGCAAUAUGCAUCACUGUUGUUUUUUUUAAAGCUGACAUCUGUACAUUUAUUAGAUUUUUGUCUCCAAUCGCUUUUUCUAAAACAUUCCACAGCAUGGUAUGACACCUAUCUAUCAAUGGGCACAAGCAGGUGGUGCCAACAGGCCAAGUUACAGGUCAGAUUUUUUGGAGAGGUGACUCCACUCAUAGUAAGAAUCCCUAUUUUAUGAUAUUUUACAGUAUAUUCCAGGCAAAGCAAUAACAUCGCCAUGGAGACAAGCAAGUGUCUUACCCUCAUCAGAGAAAUUAUGCAAUCUACAUUUAAUUUAAUAUAUUUUUUUAUUUACCCUUGUGCGGUGUAGAGGUCUUUUAAUGGCACAAAAGCAUCUUAUGAUUAAGUUGACUACUAGCAAUUUUUAUACUUUUUUUAAAAAAAAAUUUUAUAAUUGCUCAAAAUAAUUAUUAUUUCCAUUAAAUAUUCAAAUCAUAUUUUAAUUUGUUUCUUCUUGAAUGGCUUAUCAAGAGGUAAAAAUAAAUUUUCUAUUUUAUUUAACCAUGUGUUUGCAAAAUGGAUUGAAAGUGUAGCACUAAAGCUGUAACAAUGAAACGAACACUGCAGGGUUAAAAUUGCCUUUACUUAAUUAUACAGAAGUGUGUGUUUGAUUUACAUUCAAUCACAGCUACAGGAACCGCUAAAACAGGAACAGAAACCGAGUUCUGUACCACAUGGUUAACUGCUUUAGAACUAAUUUAGUUUGACUUGUAUUUUCAAGGUCAAACAACCAUACAAUUCAUUCACACACUUACCACUGUGAAUGAACUGUAUGGUUGUCUUAAUUAACUUGUUAGUUGGGAAAGUACUUUUAUUUUUACAUCAACUGGCACCAAAAAUACACGAACGUAUUCCAGAGAGUAAAAUCUUCACCUUUCUACUAAAUACAUCCGUGUAUUGAAAAUAAAACUGAGAAGUAAAAUAAAAAAAAACAUCAUGUGUAGUUUACUGUUGAACACAUGAAUGACCA